Molecule: messenger RNA, 6865 nt
Organism: Rattus norvegicus (Norway rat)
Lineage: Eukaryota; Metazoa; Chordata; Mammalia; Rodentia; Muridae
Gene: Osbp
Product: oxysterol binding protein
Biological process (GO): sterol transport; ceramide transport; sphingomyelin biosynthetic process
Cellular component (GO): perinuclear region of cytoplasm; endoplasmic reticulum membrane; membrane
Molecular function (GO): phosphatidylinositol-4-phosphate binding; small molecule binding; protein domain specific binding
Source: RefSeq, a predicted model, not a curated record
UUGCUUUCACCGUCAGGUGCUUACAUUGUGCAUUGCAUGCCUUGGAGCAGCUGCCCAGGUGGAAGGGGUGUUCUGCUCACAUAUCAGAAGGGCAUUUCAUCCUCUGGGCUGUAGUAAGGAGUGCAGUGGUGCAGCCUUCGAGUGGCAGGGCAUCUGAGGUUCUAUUAGUUGGGUUCGUUUGUGGUUUUGCUUCUUUACUCUGUCUUUCUGGCCUAAUCUGUCCUCUGAGUCCUUUGCACUGUUGUAUUCUUUGCUUGCUUCCUCCUUGGAGUCAGACUCGACACUGCUAGGGCAUUCCCCAUGCCGGAUGGUGAGCAGGACCUGGCUCAAGCACUGUCAGAACUUGUAAUUCUAGUUAGUUCAGUGUGGGCCUUUGAUUCUAGAACACUCCAUGUGGGCACUAGAGACUGGGUAAAUACAGAGCAGUGCUGACUUUACUGACAAAUUGCUAGGUAUAUGAAAGGAAUACCAGGUUUUACAGUGCUGUUUUUCCUCUCCUGCUAACUGAUUCUCACUCAACGGGUUAUGUUAGCUCCCUUCACAUAAAAACACUGAAGGACAUUUUGUAAGUGAGACAAGUAUUCUGUGAGAAACGGUUUUGCAGAGCUUCUCCCUCUUCUAAUUAAAUGGGUUAAAUUACCUCAUGAGUGCCAGAUUUCCCUUGUUUAGAGAGUGACCGUGAGAAGUAGUUUAGUUCCUAUGGUGCCUGAACAUCAAAGACCUUUUUCUGUGAUGAAUUUUUUUCUCAUUUUGUUGCUUUGUUAGGUUAUGGUAGUUGUUUUAACUUUUAACACUUUAACUUUUAAGUGUUGAACACCUUCAGUACUCUGAAUUACCCCAGUCAGAAAGAAGACAAAUUCGUUUUUUGCCUUUAGGAUUUCAGGAAGGUUAGCCACUUCCUAGUGUUAGUUAGCCACCAGCAGGUCAGUGCUAAUGUGGGUGUUCAGUGACCAGGAAACCCGAUAAUUCCACAAACCAGUGACCCAUGAUAAGUAUGUAGACUUUACACUUUGUAUUUUGUGUGUAUGAGUGUUUUGACUACAUGUGUGUCUGUCCACCUCUUAUGUGCCUAUGGAGGCCAGGAAAGGGCAUCAGAUCCCUGGGAUUCUUACUGGUGGCCACAAGCCACCCUUAUAGGGGCUGGGGAACAAACCCAGUUCCUCUAAUUGUUGUCAACUCUCUGAUAGUCUUUUUUAUUUUUCUUAUUCUAGUAUGAUUUUUUUUUCCUAAAUAAAACACUCCUGCUCUAUAAAGCCAAAGCCUUUUUUUUAACCUUUUCUCUUGGAAAUUGCCUAUCUUUGUUCUUUGGGAAAUUAUACAUCUCCAAGGUCAUGUCAGGGAUGAUCUCUUGGAAGUCAGAGACAAACUUUCAGGGGAAUGGAGUUCUGUGGUAGAGUGGUGGGCAUAGCAUGCUCCAGGCCCUGGGUUUGAUCCUUAGCACAACACACUGAAAUGUUCAACAACUUGAUAGAGGUAAGCCGUCCACUGCCAGUGUCCCUGUCAUAGUCGCAUUGUUGCCUGAGCUGUACUUUUUAAUCCCUGUGUUGUUAUAGUAGCAAGGCUUUCAAAGCUGUGUACAUACUAAAAAUAAGCCAGAUGUGGUGACACAUGCCUGUUAAUCUCAGCAUCCUGGAGACUUAGGCAGGAGAAACGAGAUCAAAGUCAGCCUGAGCAGCUCCAUGUGUGACAGAGUAGACGUAGGCAGUGCUGUGGAGGUGUUCAGCACGUACCAGGAGGGUUAAAGAAGUUAAUGCUUCAACUAAUGCUGAGGGAGAAUGGAAGUCUGCCUCGGAAGAAGGCAGUAUAGAUGUGGACUCCAACCAAGUCCUUCAUUAUCUGCAUAACCAAGGGAAACCCUACCCAUUCUGUGACCUCUUUCUUAUCUGUAAAUGGUUUGAUACUAGUAGGUCCUUCAUGGUAGUGCUGGAAGACUUUAGGUAAUAUAUUUGAACUGCUCAGCAAAGUGCCUGACUGUGCUACUGCCGCGUGAUAAUUUCUUUUAAUAAAUUUUGAGACCGGGUUUUUCUGUGUAGCUCUGAUUGUUCUAGAACAUGGGAUGUAGACCAGGCUGGCCCUCAAAAUACAGAGAUCUGCCUGCCUCUGCCUCCCUAGUGCUCAGAUCAAAGAUAUGUACCACCAUGCCAGUAGUUCUUGCCAAAUUUUAAUUAUUAUCAGUAUUAUGAAAAGAGAAUGAAGGAGAGGAAUCGGUGGAAGUAGUGAUAAGGCAUAUGUAGACCUGGUCUCCACUCAGUCUGGGAACUGCUGAAGACUGUUGGAGAAAGGAGCUAGCUAGAGGUGAGGCUUGAUGAGUGGAGGCACAGAUUCAGGUGAGUGGACUUGAUGGUAGAAGAGAGGCCAGUCUCAAGAGAGCAGGCUUUCUUAGUGCCGCCUUCUUGAAUGUGGUGUUCUAAGUGUUCUGUGUGGAGAGUGAUGCUCUAAGGGGGUCUCUGUUGUUAGUCUUUGCUCAUUCACAGACAAAGAAUGUGAAGCAUAGAGUUCAGUAACUAACUAGAUAACAGGAAAGACCUAUGAUUGGAGGCCAGCCAGCCCCAUCCAGAUGUGCGCUGAACUGCUUCUCCUGUGGAGGAGUGGAAGGAGACUGCAGACUAGUAAAGGAGAGUCACUAGGACUUGAUAUUUGGAUGUGGAGAAGGAAGGAACACUAAAAGAGAGACAUUCCAUAGGCUUGGGCAGCUUGAAAGGCUCGAGAACCACUUUGGGACGGAGAAAUUCAAAGAAAGAAAUGAGGCAGUAAGAGAAUGUGGUGAAUCAAGCGUGAGAUCUACUGAUUUUGAAGUUACUUAGAGCCAUUGAAUAGGCACUUGGAUAUUCUGGUCUGAAUCUCAGAGAGUCCAAUUUGGAAUCACUGAUUUAGUAGCCAUUGGUGGACCUGUAGGCAAUUGUUGAAACCAUGGGAGCAGACAUUCUAAUAGAACCUUUUAGCUUCUCUGUACCAGGGAAUACAGUUUUAAGCUUAGAUUGGUUCCUUCCUUCCUUCAUUUAUUUAUUAAGCAAACUUUAUGAGGCUCCUGCUCUGUAUUAGGAGCUGGAGACCUAUAUAUGAAUAAGCUGUAAAAUGUGUUUUUAAAACUGCUUGUGAUCCCUUUGGAGAGAAAGAAACUCAGUCAUGUGCAUGUGUUAGGUAGAAGUAUGCUGAAGCUGGCCUGCAGAGAUUUCCUCAUGUUAGCCCAGACGCAUAGUAAGAAGUGGCAGAAGUCCCUGCAGUAUGAACGGGACCAGCGUAUCCGACUGGAAGAAACUCUUGAGCAGCUGGCGAAGCAGCACAAUCACCUGGAGAGAGCCUUCCGGGGAGCCACAGUGCUGCCAGCAAACACUCCGGGCAGCACUGGGUCUGGUAAAGAGCAGUGCUGUUCUGGCAAAGGGGACAUGAGCGAUGAAGAUGACGAGAACGAAUUCUUUGACGCACCAGAGAUUAUCACCAUGCCUGAAAACUUGGGCCACAAACGUACUGGUAGCAAUAUCAGUGGAGCCAGCAGUGACAUCAGCCUUGAUGAACAGUACAAGCAUCAGCUGGAGGAGACCAAGAAGGAAAAGAGAACCAGAAUACCAUAUAAGCCAAACUACAGCCUCAACUUGUGGAGCAUCAUGAAGAACUGCAUUGGAAAAGAGCUCUCUAAGAUCCCAAUGCCGGUAAACUUUAAUGAGCCCUUGUCCAUGCUUCAGCGCCUUACUGAAGAUCUGGAAUACCAUGAGCUGUUAGACCGAGCUGCCAAGUGUGAGAACUCUCUAGAACAGCUCUGCUAUGUGGCAGCCUUCACCGUUUCCUCCUAUUCCACUACUGUCUUCCGAACCAGCAAGCCAUUCAACCCUCUCCUUGGGGAGACAUUUGAACUAGACCGACUGGAGGAGAAUGGGUAUCGAUCCCUCUGUGAGCAGGUGAGUCAUCAUCCCCCUGCUGCUGCGCACCAUGCUGAAUCCAAAAAUGGCUGGACAUUGCGUCAGGAAAUUAAAAUCACCAGCAAGUUUCGAGGCAAAUACCUCUCCAUUAUGCCCCUUGGUACCAUCCACUGCAUUUUCCACGCAACUGGGCACCAUUACACUUGGAAAAAAGUUACCACAACAGUACACAACAUUAUUGUGGGCAAGUUGUGGAUAGAUCAGUCUGGUGAGAUUGACAUUGUAAAUCACAAGACAGGAGACAAGUGUAAUCUUAAAUUUGUUCCUUAUAGCUACUUCUCUCGGGAUGUAGCAAGAAAGGUGACAGGUGAAGUGACAGACCCAUCAGGAAAAGUUCACUUUGCCCUCCUGGGGACAUGGGAUGAGAAAAUGGAUUGUUUCAAAGUACAACCAGCCUCUGGGGAAAAUGGAGGUGAUGCUCGGCAGAGAGGCCAUGAAGCAGAAGAAAGUAGGGUCAUGCUAUGGAAGAGGAAUCCAUUACCGAAGAAUGCAGAAAACAUGUACUACUUCUCAGAGCUUGCGCUCACUCUCAAUGCCUGGGAAGGUGGCACUGCUCCUACAGACAGCCGGCUGCGGCCUGACCAGAGACUGAUGGAAAAUGGGCGCUGGGAUGAAGCAAAUGCUGAGAAGCAGCGUCUGGAGGAAAAACAGCGACUUUCUAGGAAGAAGAGAGAAGCAGAAGCUAUGAAAGCCACAGAAGAUGGCACACCAUAUGACCCCUAUAAAGCACUGUGGUUUGAGCGGAAGAAGGACCCUGUCACCAAGGAGCUAACCCAUGUUUAUAGGGGCGAGUACUGGGAAUGUAAGGAAAAGCAGGACUGGGGUUCUUGCCCAGACAUUUUCUGAAGCAGCUGUAACUCAAAGGAAGAGGGCUGAUCGGAGAAGACGGCAGAGGAUGUCCGUGAAGGCUGGCAGCUGGGACUCUUACCAAGUGCUUUCCUCAAAUUUGUCUGUCUUAACCAAUCACUUUUUCCAAAUCAAUCACCAGAAGCAGACACCCAUGGUGGUGAUUGGCUGGUUGCCUUAGCUGAUUGAUGCUGAAAUCGACGUAGUAGAUACCCAUGUGUAUAAGGGAGAGGUUUAGUGGCUGAAAGUUAGUGUUAUUCUACAUCUGCAAAGGCAAGUAAGUGUUCUCCCUCUGCCUCAUAUGAGAUGGUGUCAUCCACCCUUACCUUGUAGUAUCCUGCCCAGCCAAGAUCUGCAUACGAUUGUGAUUCAUGAGCAUUUGGUGCUGUUCAGAGCAAGAACUGAUUUUAAAGUUCCUUUCAAAAGAAACACGUAAGAUUUAACCAGCAGAGGCAUCGUGCACAGGUCUCAAUGUUAGGAAAUGUACUCCCACGUGGGCUUGGUUUAACAGGGCAUCGUGUGGUAACUAAGGUUUUGGAGCAUCUGCAGGAAAGAUUGUUCUCUAGGGCUUGAGUAUUGAGUUACUUUCCGGGAGACUUUACCUUCACUUGCAUUCAGUACCCUCUGUGUUCUGUCUGCUUUGACAGCAACCAGAGGCCUCUGUGGUGGUUGAUAAGAGGGUGACACUAUCCUCAGAAAGGGGUUUAUGGACUCCCUCAGGUGGAGAACCUCUGAGAACACAGGCAGGGUGGAAGAAGACUGCUACUCCUUGUACCUUCCCAGUCCCUCCUUGUCCUGUCUCUCAUUGCCUUUCUGGCUUCUCUUUCCUGGCACAAUGCCAUUUGAGUUUGUGCCACAGUCUGGAGCAAACAUUGCCUGACCCAUUCUGCACACUUCAGAAUAUGGAAGAAGUUUCUCUGCAACAGAUGUUUUCAUCUUGGAAGUCCCAGUAGAAUGGAGCCACUUCUGGAAUAAUGUGUUCAAUCAUCUGUAUAUUAUAUAUAUAUAUAUGUGUGUGUGGAGAGAAAAUCUAAUUUUUUUUUUUUUUUUGGUUCUCCCCUUUCUCAUGAAGAAUCUUGGUUUUUUAAUAUCACCUGUCUCCUGGGACUCUCAAAUGCGCGUUAAUAUGGGUUGGUGCACCUCUGCUUUCCAUGUUUGAGGGGCGUUGCAGCCCCAGGCAGGGUCAUGUGUGGCAGUUGCUGAACAGGGAUGAGGAGAAGGGUUUUGUCACCUACCUGCUGCUGCCUCAGCUCAGCUUUUCUGAUCACAUGCGGCUCUUGGAAAGGAAGUCCUAGUCUUUUUCCUGCCUCAGUUUCCUUCCCUAGGAGGAGUACGGGUAGAAAGUCAAGAGGGUGAUUUCUAGCUUCCUUAUAUCCCAGCCAGCUCAGGCUAAAUCCCAAAAGAAUUUUCUUCUAAGGAUGUGAGCUAAGAGCCCUCAUGCCCUGUGGGAACUGCUCCUGCUGGCGCUGGCAUCCUUCAGUUUUUCUUUAUGAGUUCUAGUGUCCUGUUCAGAAAUAUAACCCUUGUGCAACCCACUCUUGGUUGAGGGUCAUAAAUUGAGGUGCCUUCCUUGUGUACUUUUUGUUAGUGUUUUUGUUUUUGUUCCUUAACUGUUGAGCCUCAGCCAGUGUGGGUCCUUGGGGAAAAUACCAUUCCAGAGGACGCUAUCCCUCCAGGGAAAUUGGAUUUUACUGGGUAAAUUAGUAUUCUCAGUCCUUCCCUACCGGCUCUCCUUCCCUAGAUAAAAAAUGAUCAAAGAAUGAGCACUAGGGAAUUUCCUCCUAAGAAGACUUUCCCCAGCACAAGGGGUUACUCCAGGGAGGCCCAUAAAAUGGGCACCAUCUCUGGAGGCUUUGGAUAGAGUGGAAAUUUCCCAAGGAACCUCCUUGCUUUAGCCCCUUCCCCUCUAUCUGCACUACAUUUCUAGCUUGAUUUCCCAGAUCCCUGCUAACGGAAGAAGCUUAGAAGUCCUGAAGAUGGAAUAAAGUCACAUGAAAGCAAAAUAAGACUAUAUAUAUAUCUAUAUAUAUUUUCAGUUUUUUUGCCUUAUUGCUUUUUUUCAAAAAAAAAAACUACUAAAUUAAAUAAUUUUUAAAAAUCUA